ACCUGCCAACGCGUUUCCCUAGCAGUCAGAAGCGAAUACACUUUUACCAGGAACACUUUCUGCGUGUAUAGAUGAAUUUCAGACAAAGAGGAAUACUUAAAAUUGUCUGUUUUCCGGAAUCUGUCACAUUGGACUUGUCACAACUUGUCAUUAAACUUUCACAAAAUUGAUUUGGAGAGACGUUUUCAGCUGCUCCUCAUGAGCAUUGUACUGGGCAGCAAUAAACACACCGGGCUCAGGUGUAUCUCUAAAGACUGACCUGCAACGGAACCCGGAUCUUAUACAUUUUAAACUUGGAAACGAGAGACGAGAGGCGAACGAUUUCGUGGAAUUCUGUUGGUUUUUUCGAUGACUUGUAAGGUUGGACUUGGACUCAAAGUUAUUUGUGGAGAGUAAAGUGACAAUCAGUGUUCUGUGAUUGUUCUUUACCUGGAGGUUGGUUCACCAUGCUGUUGGCAGGUCUGUGGACGGUCCACAUGCUCCUGGCCCUGGUUGUUGGGGCUCUGUGCAAUCACAACAUCAACGACCCUCAUGCUUCACCCCGCGUCUUCAUCUCCUUCAAAGAGCUGAGGUCCACUGGCACUGCCCAACACUUUGCCUACCUGCUGAACACGUCUGACUAUCGUAUCCUGCGUAUGGACGAGGACGACGACCGCAUGUACGUGGGCAGCAAGGACCACAUCCUGUCCCUGGACCUGCAUGACAUCAACAAGGAGCCGCUCAUUCUCCACUGGCCUGUCUCCCAGCAGAGGAAGACUGAGUGUCUUCUAAGUGGAAAGGACACCAAUGGCGAGUGUGGGAACUUCAUCCGUCUGAUUGAGCCGUGGAACAGGACCCACCUGUAUGUCUGUGGGACUGGAGCCUACAACCCCGUCUGUACCUACGUCAACCGUGGACACAAAGCACAGGCCGCCAUGCACCUGCAGAUGCCCCAGACUGGAGCGAGGGCUAACCGUGCGGCCCAACCCAGCGCUGUGUUCGAGACACUGGGACUGAAGGAAUACAUAUGGCAUUUGGAGCCGGGAAAAGUGGAGUCUGGGAAGGGAAAGUGCUCCUACGACCCAAAGCUCAACAGUGUCUCGGCUUUGAUCAAUGGUGAACUCUAUGCUGGGGUCUACAUUGACUUCAUGGGAACAGACUCUGCCAUCUUCCGUACUGGGAAACAGACCGCGAUGCGUACAGACCAGUAUAACUCCAGAUGGUUAAACGACCCUUCCUUCAUCCAUGUGCAGCUCAUCCCUGACAGUGCAGAGAGGAAUGACGACAAGCUGUACUUCUUCUUCCGUGAGAAGUCUGCUGAGAUGGGCCAGAGUCCUGUGACCCAGGCCCGCAUCGGUCGGAUCUGCCUGAAUGAUGACGGUGGACACUGCUGUCUGGUCAACAAGUGGAGCACUUUCCUGAAGGCUCGGCUCAUCUGUUCAGUGCCGGGGGCCGACGGGAUCGAGACACACUUCGACGAGCUCCGAGAUGUUUACAUACAGCCGACGCAGGAUACCAAGACUCCUGUUAUCUACGGAGUCUUCUCUGUCUCAGGCUCAGUGUUCAAGGGCUCAGCAGUUUGUGUCUAUUCCAUGGCUGACAUCCGCCAGGUCUUCAAUGGACCCUUUGCCCAUAAGGAGGGGCCCAACUACCAGUGGGUGGCCUACACUGGGAAGAUCCCCUACCCUCGGCCUGGGACGUGCCCCGGUGGUACGUUCACCCCCAACAUGAAGUCCACCAAAGACUACCCAGACGAGGUGAUCAACUUCAUGCGGAACCACCCCAAUAUGUACAAUGCUGUGUACCCAAUACACAAGCGCCCCCUGGUGGUCCGGACCAACGUGGAAUACGAGUUCACCACCAUCACUGUGGACCAGGUGGCCGCGGUAGACGGGAACUAUGAAGUGCUGUUCCUGGGAACUGACAGGGGAACGGUUCAGAAGGUGAUUGUGUUGCCCAGAGACGACCUGCAGACUGAAGAACUGGUCCUGGAGGAGGUAGAGGUGUUCAAGGUUCCUACUCCGAUUAUAACAAUGAAGAUCUCGUCCAAAAGGCAACAGCUCUACGUGUCUUCUGAGCUUGGUGUUACCCACCUGGCCCUCCACCGCUGUGACGUGUACGGGGAGGCAUGUGCUGACUGCUGCCUGGCCCGGGACCCCUACUGCGCCUGGGAUGGAAGGUCCUGCUCCCGCUACUCCGCCUCGCAAAAGAGGUCUGACCCCUUUAGACGCAGCCGAAGGCAGGACGUCAAGUACGGGAAUCCCAUCCGUCAGUGCAGGGGCUUCAACUCCAAUGCUAAUAAGAACACCCUGGAAAUGGUGCAGUAUGGGGUGGAGGGCAGCAGCACCUUCCUGGAGUGCCAGGCCCGUUCACCUCAUGCCGCCAUCAAGUGGCACCUGCAAAGGGACAACAGUGACCGCCGUAAAGAGAUGCGCUCUGACGGGCGGGUACUGAAGACAGAGCAGGGUCUGCUGCUGCGUUCUCUCCUGCCCUCAGACUCCGGGGUGUACCAGUGCACGGCCACAGAGAAGAACUUCAAACACACGCUGGUCAAGCUGCAGCUAGUGGUCCUGUCCAGCCGAGCCGUCAACAACCUCCCGGUGGAGGGUGGGGGGCUGGGGCCGUCUCCGCCCAGCGCGGGUCAGUACAAGGACCUGCUGACCAUCCUGAGCCAGCCAGAGAUGGGCCUCAUCAACCAGUACUGUGAGGACUACUGGCAGCUGGGAGACUCAAUGAUGGGAGCCAUCAAGGGCAAAGACACGAAAGAACUCAAGGAGCAGAAGAAACCACGCAACCGCCGACAUCACAGCGAGGGAGAGGAGGAGGUGGAGACAUGAGGGGUCCCUUAACUCUCCCAAACCUCAAUGGCACUCUUUGGAAACUGGGAAAGACUCAACUUAAGAGAGUGACUAGGUGAAAGAAAUCUAAAAACACAAAUAAAAUACACAGAAGUGGUAAAAAACAAGAGGCAUACAAACACACCCCACAUCCCUUUGAACAAUACAGUAUAUGAUACACAGUAUUUAUUGUAAGUUGUAUAUAGAAUCAUUCAGUGGAUUUCUUUGUACUUAUAGAAAAAUGCUCUUUGUGUAUAGGUACCUUUUGGGCAAAUGUUGUUGUUAUUAUUGUUAUUAAUUGUAUUAUUGUUAUUACUGUCAUUACAAAAUUCUUCAUCUUUCCAUCUUUCGACAUUGACACCUCUGUUUGGAAUGUGUAAACUGGCAUGUAAAGGCUGUUCAUUGUGAACUGAAAGGUGUCAUUAUAAACAGAGAAAUUAACUGAGGGCUGGGGUAGAUGGAGAUAUAUCUAUCUUGCCUGUUGUUUGCUUUGACAGAAAUUCAAUACUCAAAUUAAGGGCUCGCCAGGAAUUGUUUGAACAUAGAGUAACCUCACCAUCACUGCAUAAGGACAAAGACUCCUCACUUUAAGUUUCAAGUUUUAUUUGUCUUAUGUACGGGAUACACAUGGUAUACACCAUCCAACCAAAUGCUUACUUGCAGGUUCCUUCUCGACAGUGCAACAACAUUAAGAAAAUAUUAAAGAUAAGAAUACGAACAUAAAAUAAAUAUCUCAGUAGAAUAGAAUAAACAUUUUAGCAUAAGUAUAAUACAGGAAGGCACAAUUUAUUGUCCAAUGUUUACAAGUGUUUUAGUGAAGGGGGGAUUCGGGGGCAAGUUCAAUGGCAGAGGAUGCACAAAUUCCUCCACUCAUUGGAUAGCUAUCCCUGUGAACCUGGUGUCUAAAUGACUAUAUUUAAUACCCAUGCUAUUUUAUUGGCUCCCUAAAUAGGUUGAUGGUUUUUAUUUCUGGCUUAAUUUGUUAUUCCUCACUAUACAGUAUAUGCCUUUGUCUCAGGCAAACCAGUUGUACUAAAUGCUGUGUUGCUAUGUAUCCUACAGUAUGCAUGAAAACAGCUCUACAUGGCCACGAUCAGGGUAGGUAUCAGUAUAUCAAAUUUUUCCAAGGCAAUUCAUAUUUGUGUGAGUGCGAAGGUUGACACUAUGAUUGUUAUUGAAUGGCCAGGUCAAUCAAAUAGAUAUUUUAACAAAAGGAUGAAAAAAAGGAUUCAAAUCUUACCUUUGAGCCGCUCAAUUGUGGUAAACUAAGUUGUGAAAAUGGUCAAGUAAAAAAGAAACAAACACCAUAGAUACUUAUCAAAUAAACAUUCUAAGGCUUUCUUUGGUUUAUCUAAAUAUCCAAUGGGAUUGAGUGUGAGGGACAGUAAAGGAAGGGUCAAGGUUUUGGAACAAAGGGCAUUAUUCUCUUAUCUUUAAAAGAUUGACUUGAAUCUUAUGGAAUGUAUUAGAUAUUCAAAACAUUGGCCAGGGCCAAACCUAGCACACUUUGGCCAAAUACGUUUUAUUUUGGUUGACAAAAACAAAAGCACAAUUCAGCUUGAGAUGGUGCGAUGCCCAGAUCCCUUUUACUAAGCAGCCAUUUUGUUCUGACUAGGAGCCAUCUAUUUUCAUUUAUUGGUGAGUUUGGCUUUACAUGUACAAAAAUAAACAUGCCCUUACAGAACAGAGCAUUGAACAAUGUUGUGACACUUACUAACCAAAAUAUUUGGGAAGCUGGCUUUUCAUUGUGUGCAUGAGUAUGUAUUUGUACUGUAAUUAUAAAACAAACAAAAAAACGAUGUUGAAGUUUUUCUGUUCUUCCAGUGUACAGUAGGGUCAACUUCAGCCAAGGUCUGAGGGACAGCCUCAGUGGCACAGAGAAAAACUGAAUGGAUGAGAACUACUAUGUGUAAUGUACCUACAGAUAUUGACAUGCUCGCCCUUCCACUCUUCACUAUAGAAUACUAUUCAUUCCCAGAAUAAAACCAGUCAGCCCCUGUUACUCUCCUCUAGUUGAAAACAGGGUGUUGCAGCAACAAACAAAAAAAGGAUUUUUAAGAUGUGUCUUUACUUUUGGAGUGUUUUUGUUUUGUUCUGCUCGGUUAAGACUUUCUGAAAAAAGAUUAAAUGCACAGACAGAGCUGACGUUAUUGUAAUGACUUGUGUAAAUUACUUUCUCUUCCCUUUCCAUUGUUGUUGCUGACUAAUAAAUUAAAGCUCUAUAUUUAUAAA
This is a messenger RNA of Oncorhynchus mykiss (rainbow trout), 5048 nucleotides long. Lineage: Eukaryota; Metazoa; Chordata; Actinopteri; Salmoniformes; Salmonidae. The record is from RefSeq and is a predicted model, not a curated record.